GGCAGCAAGAGAAGGCGGCGGCGGCGGCUGGGGAUCAGACAUGGCGGCGGAUCUGAACCUGGAGUGGAUCUGCUCCCUGCCCCGGUCCUGGACUUACGGGAUCACCAGGGGCGGCCGAGUCUUCUUCAUCAACGAGGAGGCCAAGAGCACCACCUGGCUGCACCCCGUCACCGGCGAGGCCGUGGUCACCGGACACCGGCGGCAGAGCACAGAUUUGCCUACUGGCUGGGAAGAAGCAUAUACUUUUGAAGGUGCAAGAUACUAUAUAAACCAUAAUGAAAGAAAAGUAACCUGUAAACAUCCAGUCACAGGACAGCCAUCACAGGACAAUUGUAUUUUUGUAGUGAAUGAACAGACCGUUGCAACCAUGACAUCGGAAGAAAAGAAAGAACGACCUAUAAGCAUGAUAAAUGAAGCUUCUAACUAUAAUAUGACUUCAGAUUAUGCGGUGCAUCCGAUGAGCCCUGUGGGCAGAACUUCACGGUCCUCAAAAAAAGUUCACAAUUUUGGAAAGAGAUCAAAUUCAAUUAAAAGGAAUCCUAAUGCACCUGUGGUCAGGCGAGGUUGGCUUUAUAAGCAGGACAGCACAGGCAUGAAGCUGUGGAAGAAACGCUGGUUCGUGCUCUCUGACCUUUGCCUCUUUUAUUAUAGAGAUGAGAAGGAAGAGGGCAUCCUGGGAAGCAUACUAUUACCUAGUUUUCAGAUAGCCAUGCUUACCUCCGAGGAUCACAUUAACCGCAAAUAUGCUUUUAAGGCAGCCCAUCCAAACAUGCGGACGUAUUAUUUCUGCACUGAUACAGGAAAGGAAAUGGAAUUGUGGAUGAAAGCCAUGUUGGAUGCUGCCCUGGUACAGACAGAACCUGUGAAAAGAAUUACCUUUAAUUUCCGAGUGGACAAGAUUACAUCUGAAAAUGCACCAACUAAAGAAAUCAAUAUCUUUCCCAACCAUAGAGUGCUAAUUAAACCAGAGGUCCAGAAUAACCAGAAAAACAAGGAAAUAAGCAAAAAUGAAGAAAAAAAGGCAUUGGAAGCUGAAAAAUAUGGAUUUCAGAAGGAUGGUCAUGAUAGACCUUUAACAAAAAUUAACAGCGUGAAGUUGAAUUCUCUGCCAUCUGAAUAUGAGAGCGGGUCAACGUGCGCAGCUCAGGCUGGACACUAUAGGCCAGUUAAUGUGAAUGGUUCUGAGAAUAAAACUAUCAACGUCAGCCUGGCAGAUCUUCGUGGUGGAAAUCACCCAAAUACUGGGCCCUUACACACAGAGGCUGAUCGAGUCAUACAGAGGACAAACUCCAUGCAACAGUUGGAACAGUGGAUUAAAAUCCAGAAAGGGAGGGGUCAUGAAGAAGAAACCAGGGGAAUAAUUUCAUACCAAACGUUACCAAGAAAUAUGCCGAGCCACAGAGCCCAGCUUAUGGCCCGCUAUCCAGAAGGUUACAGAACCCUCCCCAGAAACAGCAAGGCCCGGCCUGAAAGCAUCUGCAGUGUAACCCCUUCCACUCGUGACAAAACAGUAGGACUUGGCGCAGAAGAGAAGCGGAGAUCGAUGAGAGAUGACACGAUGUGGCAGCUGUACGAGUGGCAGCAGCGUCAGUUUUAUAGCAAGCAGAGCACGCUCCCUCGUCAGGGGACUUUGACCAGUCCCAAGACCAUGGUUAACAUUUCCGAUCAGACGAUGCACUCUAUUCCCACGUCCCCUUCCCACGGGUCUAUAGCUGCUUAUCAGGGAUACUCCCCUCAACGAACAUACAGAUCGGAAGUGUCUUCACCAAUUCAGAGAGGAGACGUGACUGUCGACCGCAGGCACAGGGCUCAUCACCCGAAGCACGUCUAUGUGCCUGACAGGAGGUCAAUGCCAGCUGCCCUGACUUUACAGUCUAUUAGUCCCCAGAGCCUCCAAGGCAAAACGCCAGAGGAGCUUACGCUGCUGCUGAUAAAGCUGAGACGGCAGCAGGCCGAGCUGAGUAGUGUCCGGGAGCACACGUUAGCACAGCUCAUGCAGCUGAAACUUGAGGCCCACAGUCCAAAGAAUGAAAUUCUUUCACAUCAUCUUCAAAGGAACACCAUAUAUUUGGAUCAUCAGAUGAAAGAAAAUGAACCUAUUAUCACCAUGGUUCACACAAUGAUUGAGAACUCGGCGCUAAGACCUCAACUGUACCAGCAAUUCUUAAGACAGAAGAACCAGAUAAGUCUAUAUUGUCUGUCACAAGAUGAAUGUAGAGGCACAUUAUACAAAUACAGACCUGAAGAAGUGGAUAUUGAUGCCAAGUUAAGCCGGUUAUGUGAACAAGAUAAAGUGGUACAUGCUCUAGAAGAGAAACUUCAGCAGCUCCACAAGGAGAAAUACACGCUUGAGCAAGCUUUGCUAUCAGCCAGCCAAGAGAUAGAAAUGAAUGCAGAUAACCCAGCAGCCAUCCAGACUGUGGUGUUACAGAGAGACGAUUUGCAAAAUGGACUGCUUAGUACGUGUAGAGAACUUUCUCGCGCCACUGCCGAACUGGAACGAGCAUGGAGAGAAUAUGACAAGUUAGAAUAUGACGUGACUAUUACCAGGAACCAAAUGCAAGAACAGCUAGAUCGCCUUGGUGAAGUUCAGACUGAAUCAGCAGGAAUUCAGCGUGCACAGAUUCAGAAAGAACUUUGGAGAAUUCAAGAUGUCAUGGAAGGACUGAGUAAACACAAACAGCAAAGAGGCACUACAGAAACAGGUAUGGCAGGAUCAAAACCUUUCUCAACAGUUAAGUACAAAAGUGAGGAAGAGGAAGUAGUCCCACCUCGUCCUCCACUUCCUCGGUCCUAUGACUUUACAGAGCAGCCUCCCAUAAUCCCCCCUCUGCCCAGUGAUAGCAGCUCCUUGCUCUGUUAUAGCAGGGGCCCAGUCCAUCUGCCUGAAGAAAAGAAGAUUCAUCAAGUUCAAGGAUAUCCAAGAAAUGGAUCUCACUCUGGUCCAGAUUAUAGACUCUACAAGAGUGAACCAGAGUUAACAACAGUGGCAGAAGUUGAUGAGUCUAAUGGAGAAGAAAAAUCAGAACCUGUUUCAGAAAUGGAAACUUCUGUUAAAGGUUCCCAUUUUCCUGUUGGAGUAGUUCCUCCAAGAACCAAAUCACCAACACCUGAAUCUUCCACAAUAGCCUCCUAUGUAACCUUAAGGAAAACUAAGAAGAUGAUGGAUUCAAGAACGGAAAGACCAAGAAGUGCAGUGGAGCAGCUGUGCUUGGCUGAAAGUACCCGGCCAAGGAUGACUGUGGAGGAGCAGAUGGAAAGAAUCAGGAGACAUCAGCAAGCAUGCCUGAGGGAAAAGAAGAAAGGAUUAAAUGUUAUUGGUGCUGUAGACCAGUCACCCUUACAGAGUCCCUCAGGUUUAAGGGAUAAUCCGUUCAGGAUUACCCAGACUCGAAAAAAGGAUGAUAACAUUAAGGAUCUGGAUACUGCCGUUAAAGAAAACAAUAUAAAGCCAGACCACGAAACUCCUGCAGCAGAAAUUGUUCGACUAACGGAAGCUGAACCUCAAUGUACAGAUUUCAGCAAAGAGGUGAAAAAACCUGAGGACAUUUUUUCCAAAACAAUUUUCAAACCUGAACCAAAUGGAGUAAAUUCUGAGGAAGUGAUAGAUAAAGAGAGAAACAAAGAAAAAAUGCCUGAGGAUGCUUCAUUCAGCCCUCAGGAUGACACAGAGAUCACAAAUCAUAAAGCAGAAAGCCACCCUGAAGAAAAUAUAAAGGAUGAUAUUCAUGAGCAGGAAGAAACUAUUGCUUGUGAACAAACUCCUGCAGAGGCUUCUAGAGGAAAUCAAACGAUGACAGUGGAAAGCCCGUCCCCGUCUCCCGAGUCCUUGGCAUCGCCGGUGCCUGCCGCCCAGCCGCAGCUCACGGAAGGAUCCCAUUUCAUGUCUAUACUGACUUCUGUCAAAACCAUUCAGAGCUAAGGACGUGGACCUUCAGCAAUGUGAGAAGAUAUUGUACAGUAUAUUUUAAAUCUAUGAAAUUCAUAGUUCUGAUGCUUUUGGCUACAGAGCAUCAUUUUAUCACUUCUGGAAAAUGUUUAUUCCAAACAGCUUUAAUGGCUCAUAUGUACACUCCGUAAUCCUAAAGUUGUUGUUCAGACACCAGCUUGCUGCUAUGAUUUCAGAGCACAUCAGUAAAGGUGCUGUUUUAAUGUGCGGUCUCCAGCCAGAGCUCACUCAGUUGCCGAUUUCCAGAUUUUGAUAUUUCUAAAAUUUAGGUGGAUUUAUAUUUCUUUUUGCUUUUCAGUACAUAAAUUUAGUUAUUAUUUCCAACGAAGCUUGUUUUCCUUUCUUUUUUUUCCCCUUCCCAUUUUUGGCUACCGCAAUGCUUUGUUUCACACUUGAUUUGUAAAAAUUUUAUAUAUAUAUUUAAAAUGUGCCAUUUUAUUAUUGCUAAGUGAAGAAUGUCCUGUUUUCUGCUACUAUUAUUUCUCAGAUUGCAGUGUCAGCAGUUACUGCCACACACUUGUCAGCUUAAACACAAAUGUUACCGCUUCCUGUUUCUUAAAGAUACAAUUUAAAAUGUAGGUAUUUUGAGGUACUGGGCUUAUACUUCAUUGGGAUAGAUGUGUACAGCAAUAAGCAGGUUUUCAAAUCCAGUACUUAGUUUGUGUACAAAUGUAAUUAUGUUCAUUGUGUAUAUAUUAUACAAUGAGCACAUGUAAGUAUUAAAGGCUACCUACUAUUGUUUAAAUGCAAAUGUUCAUAUCUCAUUUCUUUUUUAUCAUGUUAAAUAAAUGUUGAUGUUCUUAAA
This is a messenger RNA of Suricata suricatta (meerkat), 4754 nucleotides long. It is a transcript of the gene PLEKHA5, whose product is annotated as pleckstrin homology domain containing A5. The transcript has 32 exons. Gene Ontology annotation, molecular function: phosphatidylinositol-3,5-bisphosphate binding; protein binding; phosphatidylinositol-3-phosphate binding. Gene Ontology annotation, cellular component: cytosol. NCBI's taxonomy places the organism in Eukaryota, Metazoa, Chordata, Mammalia, Carnivora, Herpestidae. Bases 41 to 3922 code for a protein of 1293 amino acids. The record is from RefSeq and is a predicted model, not a curated record.